UCAGCUCUACUCCACUCUCUCAUUUGAGUUUUACUGCUGACAGGUAGAAAACCAGAAUAAGGCAACUCUGGAGUCAAGAUUUAUUCUCAAAUGAGUCUUUAAUGACUUGGAAACAAAUUAGAUUCUUCAUGAAAAAUAUAACUGCAAGGAUGCAAGUUCUAAGUAAAGUUAAGCUUUACAUUUUGGGACCCACACUGGCUUUCCUGAUCUACAAAAUCUGGAGAAAGGACAAAAAGAUAAAAGAACUUCAGGAAAAACUUGAGAAGAGUGGACAGGAAAAAGAAGAACUGCAGAAAGAACUAGGCAUCCUUCAGAAUGAAACUGGCAUACUUCAGAGUGAAAUUGAUAGGAGGAAGUCUCAAUUCAAGCAUGCCUGGAGGAAUGCACCAUUAUAUCCUGAUUGGAGGAAAGAAGAAUUCAAAACUGCAAAUGUGACCCUGGAUGCAGAAACAGCUCAUCCUGCCCUCCUCCUGUCUGAAGAAGGGAGACGAGUUUCCUGGCAAGAAACGUGUCAAGAUCUUCCCAGCUCCCCACAGAGAUUCGACUCCAUUCCUUGUGUGCUGGGUGACAAGAGAUUCAGCUCAGAGAGAUAUUUCUGGAAAGUAGAGGUUGAGAAUGCCCGUUCCUGGGACCUGGGAGUUUGUAGGGAUAAUGUAACAAGGACGGGGAGGGUCACAGUAUCCCCACAGAAUGGUUUCUGGGCCAUUAGGUUCUAUGAGGGGGAGUAUUGGGCCCUCACCUCCCCAGAAACCCAUCUUACUCUAAGAGAAAAACCCUUUAUUGUGGGGGUAUUUCUGGAUUAUGAGGCUGGAGAUGUAUCUUUCUAUAAUAUGACAGAUGGAUCCCACAUCUUCACCUUUCCCCAGAACACAUUCUAUGGUGUCCUAAGGCCACGUUUCAGACUUUGGUCCUCUGAGUCAGGCUCCCUAACCAUCUGUCCAAGUGAAUGAGAAUGUGCUGAUGUUGUAAUUCAUAUGUCUACCCACCAUGAGAAAUGAUUACUUUGAUCCCCAAUAAA
Molecule: messenger RNA, 1018 nt
Organism: Cervus elaphus (red deer)
Lineage: Eukaryota; Metazoa; Chordata; Mammalia; Artiodactyla; Cervidae
Product: butyrophilin subfamily 1 member A1-like
Exons: 11
Coding region: 102-950 (282 amino acids)
Molecular function (GO): protein binding
Source: RefSeq, a predicted model, not a curated record